AAGAAAACGAAGAGACCGAGGAAGGAUUUGACUUAUCCGAGAGAAGCGACGCUCUCAACAGAUCCUGUCAGUCUGAUCGGAGCUUCGUCUUCUUCAUCGGCUGCUUCUCUGUUGAAGAAGGGGCUCCGAGACAGUAUCAGGCAAGUUCAGACGAAGCUCUGGGAGAGAGAGGGGAAGAUGCCUGAGAACCCUUCUUCAGCUUCAGCAGCCGAUCCGUCCCCCGCCGUCGUCAAGCGCUACGCUCCUCCGAAUCAGAGGAAUCGCUCUCUCGGCAGGCGCAAAUCGGGAGAGCAACUUGAUCGACCAAACAAUUUUGAUGUAAGUGAUGGAGAGAAGAAUCCCACAGCUGCUUCAAGGAACACCGCCAAUGAUCAGAGGGAUGCAGGGAGUAGCAACCUUCCGAAGGAAAACCCUCAUUCGGGAUUGAUUGCCUUAGAAGGGUGCUCUACCAGCGAAGCUUCUCGGCUUCUAACUGAUCGCUGGGAAGCUACAAUUCACAGCUGCAAUGAUUCAUCUAUAGAUUCAUCUGAAAGACCUGUUAUGUGCUCUGGAAGCAACGCGUCUGCAUGGGGACACAUCAAACUUCCUCAUCAGUUAAUAGCUCCAUCAGGUGUUGGAUCUCCCGGCUCCCAGAUGGACUUCUUGGGUGAACUUCGCCAGGCAAUGCGCAAUGCAAAUGCAGGUCUCUAGGUGUAGCAAUUUCACAUCCAUACUCAAGAUGAAAUUGGUUUUGGAUCUGGACAUAUUACAGCUUUCACUUCCAAGACAUUGGCAAGUUGUGGCAAAUGCCAUGCACGUCAGUUGGCUAACCUCCAUUUGUGGAGCUAAAUUAGGAUGCGUCGCUCGAAUACAUGAACAUAUAAAUAUGCUUUCCACUACUGUCUUCCCUGAUGGCAUUAGUGCUAACCGUUUUGAGUAGCUCAUUAUGACUUCCUCAUGCCCAUACCAAUGCCUCUGUGCAAGUGGUGUGCAUGCGUGCGCAUGGAGUAGGUAUCUGUUGUUGUUGUGUGUGUGCAAUCAUUUUGAAUUGAGUUUCUUUAACACAGUGAUUGAAAACUGUUUUAAGUUUUUUCUUGUCC
Messenger RNA from Rhodamnia argentea, 1079 nucleotides. RefSeq lists its product as uncharacterized. The record is from RefSeq and is a predicted model, not a curated record. The coding region runs from base 178 to 690 and encodes 170 amino acids. NCBI's taxonomy places the organism in Eukaryota, Viridiplantae, Streptophyta, Magnoliopsida, Myrtales, Myrtaceae. The transcript is spliced from 6 exons.